Molecule: messenger RNA, 2431 nt
Organism: Leucoraja erinaceus (little skate)
Lineage: Eukaryota; Metazoa; Chordata; Chondrichthyes; Rajiformes; Rajidae
Product: G-protein coupled receptor 151-like
Exons: 1
Coding region: 999-2189 (396 amino acids)
Biological process (GO): G protein-coupled receptor signaling pathway
Cellular component (GO): membrane
Molecular function (GO): G protein-coupled receptor activity
Source: RefSeq, a predicted model, not a curated record
AUUGGUCAAUUGAUAUUUUUAAGGCGAGGAUUAACACAUUCUUGAUUGGUACAUAUGUCAGGGGUUAUGGGGAGAAAGCAGGAGAAUUGGGUUAGGAGGGAGAGAUAGAACAGCCAUGAUUGAAUGGGCCGAAUGGCCAAAUUCUGCAAAUUCUAUGAACAAAUAACUCGCUGCAAUACAAAAAUAAAACUAUCUGCUUCGUGUCAUAAGGUCAUAUGGUUAUAAGUAGUCUGAAGAAGGGACUCAACCCGUAACAUCACCCAUUCCUUCCCUCCAGAGAUGCUGCCUGUCCCGCUGAGUUACUCCAGCAUUUUGUGUCUAUCUUCGGUGCAAACCAGGAUCUGCAGUUCCUUCCUACACACCUCUCAAACGUGUGACAGAUAAUGCUGGAAAAUUAUAGACAAUAGACAAUAGGUACAGGAGCAGGCCAUUCGGCCCUUCGAGCCAGCACCGCCAUUCAACGUGAUCAUGGCUGAUCAUCCACAAUCAGUACCCCGUUCCUGCCUUCUCUCCAUAUCCCCGGACUCCGCUAUUUUUAAGAUCCCUAUCUAGCUCUCUCUUGAAAGUAUCCAGAGAACCUGCCUCCACCGCCCUCUGGGGCAGAGAAUUCAACAGCCGCGUAUUGACGCGUAAGUGGGCUGGCUGCAGCCUGCCAGACGAGACCAGUGCCUUUCAACCCGAACGCACGGAGAGCAAUGAGUUAAAACAAAAUCCUUCUGCCAUUCGCAGCGCUGGGGUCCGCCAGCGUGACGGCGUCGGGGUGAAUUAGUUAGAAACCGCUCUUGCGGGCACCGGGUUGAGAGCUUCUGGGCGACGUGCUCGCUUUGACGUGUUAAUAUAUAUAUAUUUUUUUCUUUGCCCCCCCCCCCAAAAAAAACCCUCAGCAAAACACAAAAAAAAUCCCAUCUGUGGUCCUUUAUUUUCCAGCCCAGCCAAGCGCUACAUUUCAGCACCGCUCCAGAGGACAGCUCUCCGCGUUGGAUUUCAGCACCACGAACAUGAACAGCUCCAGCGACCUGUUGCAAUACGCCGGCGGGUUUCAGGUGAUGGAAGACGCGGAGAUGAAAGUCGCCCUGCCCGUGGUGCUUGGAGUCAUCUGCCUGGUGGGCUUGGCUGGCAACACCAUGGUGGUGGCCGUCCUCCUGUACGACUUCAGGCAAGCCAAGAGCUCGGUGGCCAACGGCCUCGUCGUCCUACUGAGUGCCACCGACCUCCUGAUCCUACUCUUUUGCGCGCCUCUCAGAGCCGCCGUCUACUCCAGACCCAGCUGGCCCCUCGGCUGGUUCCUCUGCAAGACUUCCGACUACUUCUUCCAGGCUUGCCUGUCGGCGAAAAGUUUCACCCUGGCCGCGGUGGGGCACGCUCGCUACCAGCACGUCGCCGAGCCCAAGAACUACAUCCACUUCAAGUGCCGGCGCCUGAUCGCCGUCACCUGCUCCAUCUGGUCGCUGUCCGUCCUCCUGCCUGUCCCACACUGGCUGUUCGCCGACCUCAGGAGGCGUGAGGACCAUACCGCCUGCGUGCUGGAGAUCCCGGCUCACGCCUGGCACUUCAUGAGGGUGUUCGGCGUGGCUUACCCGCUGGUCGUCUACAUCACCCCCCUCGGCUUCGCCCUGGCUUGCCUGCUCAAAGCCCUGCUGAAGAACGAGCCCGCGGGCAACACGAACAGGACCCCGAGCCGCAGGUACGAGCUCAGGAGGGUGACGGCCAUGCUGUUGGCUUUGAGCGGGGCGUUCGCCCUGAUGAGGCUGCCCGAGUGGGUGGCGUGGACUUGGAGCAGGUACCGCGGGGCGAGCGGCGCCGCCCCUCCGGUCGCCUUGCUGGUGGCGGCUCAACUCCUCACCCUGGCCAACUGCGCGGUCAACCCGCUGGUCUUGCUGGCCGCCUCGCAGGACUUCAAGGACGGGGCGAGGAGCGCCUGGGCGGUGGCCACACGGAGGAGGGCGGGCGGCCAGGGUGGGACCUCCACCUUCGGCGAGAAGGUCUGUUCCGCCGCCCCUCCACACGCUGGAGCCGCCAGCUCCCUCUGCGCCCUGCCCACCAUCUCCGCCCGCCAAGACGUGGCCAUCUGCCGCGACCUGGGCCAGAGCGUCCCGCCCGAUGUCCAGCACUUUUGGCAACACAGGAAGAGCGCAGCGCCCGUGGACAACAACGACCCCAUACCCUGGGAAAGCCAAGAGCAGGCGUAGAAGCGGUGAUCCCAAAUGCUGGACUACAAACACUGGCCGGCUUUUUGAUUUAUCCUUUUAGUUUGCCCUCUCUCAAAUCUACCCCCAAGAGCUGCUAGAGGCAGGGGGAAAGUCUUUUUUUUUAAUUGUUUCAUCACCGCCACCGAUUGUCUGUAUGUGUUGCUAAGCGUUCGUAAGAGUUGUCAAUUUCCAAAUUGGCGCAGAUCUAGCGGAAAAAAACCCGCCUACAUGUUUGGAACCGG